GCUAGUCUGGGCUCGCCGCUUUCGGUGCCCAGGAGGGAAGUGAGCAGAAAGUAAAAGGCCGACGGAGGAGCCCCUAGAAUCUCUGAGGGCGGUCGGUCGCUAGCCUGGAGACUGAGCGGGAGAAAAUGCAGGUGCCGGAGGAGGUUGGCCGGGCGGUUUGCGCGCCGCCCGACCCCGAGGGCCUUCAGGUGCAAGGGGGCGGGGGCUGCAGGCGUCCGGCCGCGGAGCCGGGGCGGGCCGAGCCGCGGGGCAUUUAAACCCGGCAGUCUGCCAGCGAAGGACACGCGCCCCGCGCCGUCCCCAUCUUCGGCCACCCUCUCCGCUUCGGACACCGGCCGGCGCGAUGCGGUCUGCCUUGGCCCCGGGUGUCUGGUUCCUCCGCGCCUUCUCCAGGGACAGCUGGUUCCGAGGCUUCAUCCUGCUACUCACCUUCUUCAUUUAUACCUGUUAUCACAUGUCCAGGAAGCCCAUCAGUGUUGUCAAGAGCCGUCUGCACCAGAACUGCUCGGAGCUGAUCAAGCCCAUUAAUGACAGCCACAGUCUCAACGACACUACGUGGUGCGACUGGGCUCCCUUUGACAAGAACAACUACAAGGAGUUACUGGGGGCCGUGGACAAUGCCUUCCUUGUGGCCUAUGCCAUCGGCAUGUUUAUCAGCGGGAUUUUUGGGGAGCGGCUCCCCCUCCGUUAUUACCUUUCAGCUGGAAUGCUGCUCAGUGGCCUCUUCACCUCGCUCUUUGGCCUAGGAUAUUUCUGGAACAUCCACAUGCUCUGGUACUUUGUGCUCAUCCAGAUCUGUAAUGGGCUUGUCCAGACCACAGGCUGGCCCUCUGUGGUGACCUGCGUUGGCAACUGGUUCGGGAAGGGGAAGCGGGGGCUUAUCAUGGGCAUCUGGAACUCACACACGUCUGUGGGCAACAUCCUGGGCUCCCUGAUCGCUGGCAUCUGGGUGAAUGAGCAGUGGGGCCUGUCGUUUGUGGUGCCUGGCAUCAUCACCGCUGCUAUGGGUGUCAUCACCUUCCUCUUCCUCAUCGAAUACCCCGAAGAUGUGGACUGCACGCCUCCUCAGCACCACACGAGUGAUGGGUUGGAAGAGAACCAGCACAACCCUGAGGACCUUGGGAGUGGUCCGUACACUAACAAGGAGAGCAGCCUGGAGACCCCCGCCAGAUGCUCCAAGGAGCCAAGCGCUCAGCCUGCCGCCAUCAGCUUCCUCGGGGCGCUCCGGAUCCCGGGUGUGGUUGAGUUCUCUUUGUGUCUGCUCUUUGCCAAGCUGGUCAGUUACACCUUCCUCUACUGGCUGCCCCUCUACAUCUUCAAUGUGGCUCAUUUCAAUGCCAAACAGGCUGGGGACCUGUCUACCCUCUUUGAUGUUGGUGGCAUCAUAGGUGGCAUCAUGGCAGGGCUCAUCUCUGACUACACCAAUGGCAGGGCCACCACCUGCUGCAUCAUGCUGAUCUUGGCUGCCCCCAUGAUGUUCCUGUAUAACUUCAUUGGUCAGAGUGGGAUUAUCAACUCCAUAGUAAUGCUGAUCAUCUGUGGGGCCUUGGUCAAUGGCCCUUACGCGCUCAUCACCACUGCAGUCUCUGCUGACCUGGGAACUCACCAGAGCCUGAAAGGCAACGCAAAGGCACUCUCCACCGUCACGGCCAUCAUCGACGGCACUGGGUCCAUAGGUGCAGCUCUGGGGCCCCUCCUGGCUGGCCUUAUUUCACCCACAGGCUGGAACAAUGUCUUCUACAUGCUCAUCUCUGCUGACAUCCUGGCCUGCUUGCUCCUCUGCCGGUUGGUGUACAAAGAGAUCCUAGCCUGGAAGUCAUCCCUGGGCAGAGACAGAGGGUAUAAAGAAAUAUGAGGCCUUGAUUGGAAGAGAGGCACGGAGGGCCCCAGCUGAUUCCCAAAGAGCUCUCCCCCUCCCGCCACCGGGGGCAAGACUAUGGAAACUGCCAGCGAUGGCUGAUGGAAGCCUCUUGACCUAACACCAGCCAGCCCACAGGGCUGCUAAGGGGCUAGGCGAUUCUCCAUGGAAGGGACCACCAACAUGGGGAAUGGAAGACUCAAGGGCCUGCGCUCUGGAAGCCGCAAGCAGAAAGGAUGGGGAUCAGAGCUGAGCGGUGUCUCCAGCUUGCUAAGGGGAGGAUAUGCUCAGACUCUAGCUUGUUCAGAUUCCAAGACCGAAGGCAGAGGCUUGACAUGGACCAAGGCUUGGCAAAGGUGUGUUCUCCUUCCCGUGUUCAGUUUGAACCUCCGUGACCAGCCUGUACCUGUCGGUGGAUUUCCGACCCUGUUUCGGAGCUGCCCAGCCUCACCUGGCUUCUUCAUCCACCAGCCGGUUUUCUCGUGUAUUCCCCCACGUUGGAAACUCUUCUCCCUUGCAUUUGAUCCUGUCUCUAACUCCUGACCUGAGUCGAUUAAAGUGUUACUGCUAUAUCCUCCGGGGCCAGGACUAGGGAGAUGCAAGGGAGGUGCCAAUGGUGCAAAAGUUAGGGAGGCAUCACUCUUGGGCUUGGGCCUGGGCCUGCGCCGCCCUGGAGAGUGAAGGCCUCCCUUGCCUCAGUCUCCUGCCAGCCCUCUGCGUCCCCAGGGGAAGAGCAAACACCAGUGCAGUGCUGGGGAGGGAGGGAGGCAUGACUGAAAACACCAGCGUGUGGAUGGUAGUUGCAGAGUGCUCACUGCUUGCUAGCCCUACUCCAGGAACGGAGCAGACGGUGGACACAGAGCAAGGACUUCUGCCCUGAGCACAGGCACCAGCGCGACGAGACUAGCAGGAAAGAAGGUUGCGUGGUUCAUUCCCGCAGCUGUCACAUGUGUAGAUGCCUGGAGCGCUCUGCAGCCUGCCUUUUCUCCCCCAUGUUCCCCAUGUACUUAUCCCAGCCCACCCCCCCCAAUCCUGGAAUGCUGCCUGCCAGGCCGGCUCUUGGCGUUUCUCCCUGUCCUCCGGAGCCACCCAUCAGCACAGUACAGAUUCCUGUUGCCCACUGUGCCUGUGCUCGCCCUCAUUAGGGCCUGGCCCAGUCGCAUGGGUUGUUGGGGUCCCAGGACCACGGGGUUCGUGUACUGGGGCUGCUUACAGCGGGCAUUCCCUGGGGAGAUGCUCAUGGCCACGCUGAUGACCCCGGGUCAAAUGGGGAGCUGGAGCCACAUACCAGGUACAGCCGUCACAUUCACUGGGACACCUGGGCCAGUGCAGCACUGAGAUAGGUGGCUCCCACUGCUGCGGUGACACACCGGUAAGCCUUUGACUUGCCUGCCGCUCACCCUGACUUGGAGCCAGUCAGGGACCUUGUCCUCGGGAGCCCCAGGGCCAGGCCUUACAUCCAGCAUUCUCAGAUGCUUCUUUCAGAGCAGACACUAGAUGGUGCCACCAUCCCCCGGCAAAGCCUGGCAUGGGCCACACACCGUUCCUGCUUCCAGAUGGGGAGGCGGGAGCAGAGGGUGCUUCGUUAGCCAACUUUCGGCCUUCUUUCCACUGCACCAGGUCGGGGUAGGAGCCCUGGGAGACCUCCUCUGGUGGUGGGGGACUUCCGCGUCCCUGGCCCCACCACUGGCUACCUUUAAGCCUGUGUCCUCAUGGAGAGAAAAUAGUCCUACCCUUGCCUACCUCGAAGGACUGGUGUGAAGGGAGAGGAGUCAGUGGUAAACACACUCCCCGUCCCCCAGGAGCUUGUCUGGGGGAGGGGUAAGUGAGAAAUAUGAAAACAAUAGGAGAAAAACACUGGAGGUAGUGACUGGAGCAGAGACAUCCUUCCCUAUGCCUGAAGGGAGAGGGGCCAGAGGGUGGGUGAUCCCGGGGCAGGAGGAAAGAAUGUGUAAGGUGUCAGAAGGAGGAAUGCCUGGGACUUGGGCAGGUGGUCAGUUUGAUAAGGUCUGGAGGGGACCUGGAAGAGGAAGGGAGUUAAUACCAAUACAGAGCAAGCCCCUACAAGUGCAGCAUGGGGACUGGAAAAGAAACAAGAGGUGCCAGCUGGUGCCUGGGCCCAGGGUAGGCAUGGCACCCGCAAUCAGCAGAAGGCUUGUGGAGCUCAACGCCUGGCUCAGAAAUGAGGACUUGGGCUGUGGGAGGGAGUUUGGGGGAAACACCAAAGGUGGAAAAUCCCUAGCCCUGAGAUCUGUCCCUCUGCCCUCGUCUCCCAGGUCCCAGGUUCCCUGCCCUUCUUCAGCUCUGUGCUCGGACCGUUCCCCCACAAGCCUGCUACCUGCCUUCUCUCUGGGCCUCAGCACUCACUUGGGGCUAAUGCAGGAGCAUUACGUUAAUUAGUUAUUCAUUUAAUUUAACUUCACAUUUGGUCUCAAUUAAGCUUAAAGUGUUCUUCCUUAUAGAUGUUACAAUAGCACUUGUAAUUAAAAAGCAAUAACUCUUUGCAUUUCUCCUUUAGAGAGCCAUUGGGAGGCUGGGGUGGUGUGUGGUUGGGGGGGGGGGUGCGGGAAAGAAGUAAUGAAAAGAAAGGGAACCCUUGGCACUCUGAGGCUUUCAGCAAGACUGAAGUUGGGGGAAAGGAGACUCAACACAUCAUGGGUGUGGGGUGGGGGCCCUGGGGACCAGAGAGUGCUCCUGGAGAUAAGGGGGCAGUGAGGUGGGGAGGGUGUAAGGAGGCGAUCCUUAGACAUGGAGGGUGGGGCCUGAUAUUCUGUGGCUGGCAGAACAAUGCCCCCCCCCCCCAAAGAUGCUCACAGCCUAAUUCCCGGGGCCAUGAAUAUGUUAAGCGCAGAUGUGAUUAAGGACCAUGAGAUGGGGAGACUAUGCUGGAUUAUCAGGGUGCGCUCCUUAAUCAAAGAGGCAGGCAGGAGUGUCUGUUGUCGGAUUAGAAGAUGCUGGCUCUGAAGACAGAGAAGGGUAUACUGGUGCAAGAGCAGCCUCUAGACACUAGAAAAGGAAAGGAAAUGGGAUUCUCCCCGAGAGCCUCCAAAACCUUUAUAUUAGCCUCGUGAAACCUAUUUCAGAUUUCUGAUCUCCCAAACUGUAUAAUAAUAAAUCUGUAUUCUUCGAAACUGCCAAGUUGGUGGUAAUUUGUUACUACAGCAGUAGGAAGUUAUUACAUGUUCCCAGUGUAAAACUGGGACAUCAAUUUGAAGACAGAAAAAACAAAGAAAUCCCCAAAGAGUAAAAGAAAACAAGUGGAGGGGAUGGCUAUGUAGCAUUUAGGUACAGCAUAAACGCUACCCAUGUUAACUACCCUGAGUUCUUCUGAAGGCAGGGCCUGUGCUAAAUGCACAUUCUUCAGGAUUCCCAACAUGAUGUGAUGAAUACCAGAAAAAGAAACUUUCUUGUUCUGUGGUGUUGGGCCCAGAUUUUGAUCCCUGUCAUUUCUUCGGUCCCAAGAAACUGAGACAAGAAGGGUGUGUGUUGGGGUGGGGUUGGGGGCUGGGGUUCUGGAAACUUUUUUCCUUGAGUAAACGGCAACCACCAAUAAUGAUGUUAGAAAGAGAGAUCAAGAAACAAAUACAUUCUUGGUUUGUGGCUUUCAUUCUUCCAGUGGCGCUUCUGAAAACCAACCCAAGUAUCAAACAUUCCAGUGGACCGUGCUUAAGAGAGAGAUGGCUGUGUGUGUCCUUGAAAACUCCAUGUAUGGGCUGCUCCACUGAAUCUCUCUCUCAGCCACUGAGGAGCCAAGUCCAACAGGGCAAAGACCCACCAAAAACACAGGGUAGAUGAGAGCACUUGUCUGUGAGGUCCUAUGUAGCUUUUGUCUCUUUGUCUCGGACUCUUGCCCAAUCCUAAGAUUCUGGGUUUUCCACUAGACUCAGUUGCUGCUUUUUUGGUAUUUCUAUCAACUGGAUUUACAUCACUUGACCUUGGUCCCUCGUUUUUCUUUAUUUUUAUUUUAUGGAGCAAGAUAGUGUAAUAUAAAGUAUGUAAAAGCUUAGACUGGAGCCAAACCAUCUGAUUUGAAAUCCUGACUCCUAUUUAACCUUGAGCUAAGUGACCUCAAGCAAAUCACCUCACCACUCUGUACCCUGUCCCCAUCCGUGAAAUGGGGAUAGUAAGAGUACCUACCUCAUAGGGUUGCUUAUGAGGAUGACUUAAUAUUUACAAAGCAUUUAGGAAAAUGCUUAGAACACGUUUGGUAAAUAUAAUGAAAAUUGUGAUUUCAGCCUGUGAGGAAUAGAAUAUUUCCAAGUAUUGGGAUGGAAACAGAGAAUAAAGAUUGAACCCUAUGAACUAUGAAA
This is a messenger RNA of Lynx canadensis (Canada lynx), 6168 nucleotides long. It is a transcript of the gene SLC37A2, whose product is annotated as solute carrier family 37 member 2. Gene Ontology annotation, cellular component: endoplasmic reticulum membrane. Gene Ontology annotation, biological process: phosphate ion transmembrane transport; glucose-6-phosphate transport. The transcript is spliced from 18 exons. The coding region runs from base 344 to 1855 and encodes 503 amino acids. Gene Ontology annotation, molecular function: glucose 6-phosphate:phosphate antiporter activity. NCBI's taxonomy places the organism in Eukaryota, Metazoa, Chordata, Mammalia, Carnivora, Felidae. The record is from RefSeq and is a predicted model, not a curated record.